AUGCCUACACGACCGAAGGUGAUUCGCGGAGCUCAACGGGCGGCCGCGCUUGCCGAGACUCAGCUCGCUCGAGCGAAGAGGGAGUAUUUCCAGGGCUGUGCCAAGAUACCACUUCGAGAUCUCGACUUCACUCAUUCCUCUGCGCGAGACCUCAACGAAGCCAACAUUAAGCGCCUCCUGACAAGCUUUGAACUGACGGGGUGUCAGCGCAUCGAUGCCCAACACCACGUUCCUGCGGUGCUAGAUCUGAGACUUCUACGUGCCGCACUCAGGGAGGCGGGGGCAUCUGCUGAUGACCUUCAGAGUGAUGACCCAACUCGAUGGCCAGUGUUGACCUUGGCGGCUGGUGUGCAUAUCGAAUGCCUCCACGGUCAGCAUCGUAUCGUGGCUGCACGAAAAUAUCUGUCGAAUUCAGACCAGUGGUGGGUCGUAGACCUAUAUUCGUCAGCCCUAACACCCGAGCUGCGUGCGCAUCUGAUUGAACAAACAGCCAACGAGAUGCCACUGACUGCUGGGGAAAUCUACUUUCACAUCCUCCGCUGCGACCCUGAUGAUGUCGAAGAGAUCAACCGGUGGCUAGCACUCAUUCAAACCGAAAAUGGUCGGAAGGAAGUGCAACUACUGCUCGCACGGAAGAAGCUGAAUGAGUCGUUUCGUCCGCUGGCAGGCAUGCCAGCACUGGGUGCAUCCAUGCAGGUGGGCAACAUUCGUGCACUGAUGGGAAUCAAAUGCGACGAAGAGAUACUCCACUCCCUAUCCCAUAUCUACCGCACGUGGAUGUUUCUUCUCGACGACAACCAAGCCGCUCUGGCCAUGGUAGAUCAUCGUACGGUCGAACGCUUACAGUCACGCUGUCCUGCCAAUUGUCGCCAGGACCGGGAUUGGCUGCAGCCGAUGUUCGAGGAUGGAUCCGUCUUCCGAGCGUUCGAUCCAGCUUCUCGUCGGGAGAUCUGGCAGCGGCUGUUAACGCUUCGAAGACUGGUGCCAUCGUUGGAGACGUUCUUCCACGACCUGAAGUACUUGAAGGACAUCGCUUCCUGCGUGACGAUGCUGAUCCAGCCCACACAGCGACAGACCAUACGAGAAGCAUGUAGACAAUCUUUUCUGACAUCAGAACACACUUCGCAGACCCCAGGUCCCGUGGAUUUCGAUCACGCGUACCGAGAGUUCUGGCUGCUUGCCAUGCACUAUCUCGAUGACCUGCGUCCAGGCUCUCUUCUGCGCGAAGGCUGCGACCGCAUCGAACGUCGACGCAAAAACUUUUAUAUCGAACAUGAUUUCGCUCGGGAGGUGCGUCAUUUAGGUUUUUGGUCGGCCAAGAUCGCCGAGAAAUUGGAGGAGGCUCCUGAUCGUAGAGAGGCACGGGAGACGUUGCUGCGCGCUCGACCGUCCAGCCAUUUCACGUACCUGCCCGAACAAUUUGAAAACUUGGUCGACCGCAUCAUACACAUAUUCAACCAGGCUCAGCCAGCGAAUAUACCUACACAGACACCACAGCUGAUUAUCGAGGGGCCGGGUGAAUGCGACAUCGAGCGUAGACGCGGACGGCCCUACCAGCGGGCUUUCGAACAAAGUGCGCCAUAUUUGUCCAUGCACAAUAUGCACAUGGCCGACUCUUCACAUACCGGAGGUCUUUCAGCUUUCUACAUCCGGCGAGAUGUGUAUCUGUCGCUGUUUGGAUGCAGUGACGGUCAAACGGGAGAGAGAGCGCCGUCGGAUUGUGAUAUGUCCUCGGACCAUGGUGCCAUAGCGAAUUCAUCUCCCGCCGCGCCUGACCACGUGAACGAAAGCACAGCUCUAAUGUUGCGUAGCGAGAGACGGCGCUUGUACUCGCCUGCAAGUUCGGCGACAACAGGACCAGAAGAACGAGCAGAGCCCGUCGAGCCUCAGCUGCAAGUAACUUACUCCGCCAGUCAUUACUCGCAGGAACAGAGUCAUUACACGGUAAUUUCGACGAGUCCCUGA
Lithohypha guttulata is the source of this 1965-nucleotide messenger RNA. RefSeq lists its product as uncharacterized. The record is from RefSeq and is a predicted model, not a curated record. The transcript has 2 exons. Bases 1 to 1965 code for a protein of 654 amino acids. Lineage: Eukaryota; Fungi; Ascomycota; Eurotiomycetes; Chaetothyriales; Trichomeriaceae.